AGGUUUACUGCAAGGCCACUAGUGGAAACUAUAUUUGAAAGGGGAAUGGCUACAUGCUUUGCUUAUGGACAGACUGGAAGUGGAAAAACUCAUACUAUGGGUGGUGACUUUUCAGGAAAGAACCAAGAUUGUUCUAAAGGAAUUUAUGCAUUAGCAGCUCGAGAUGUCUUUUUAAUGCUAAAGAAGCCAAACUAUAAGAAGCUAGAACUUCAAGUAUAUGCAACAUUUUUUGAAAUUUAUAGUGGAAAGGUGUUUGACUUGCUAAAUAGGAAAACAAAAUUAAGAGUUCUAGAAGAUGGAAAACAGCAGGUUCAAGUGGUGGGAUUACAGGAACGGGAGGUCAAAUGUGUUGAAGAUGUUCUGAAACUCAUUGACAUAGGCAACAGUUGCAGAACAUCCGGCCAAACAUCUGCAAAUGCACAUUCAUCUCGAAGCCAUGCAGUGUUUCAGAUUAUUCUUAGGAGGAAAGGAAAACUACAUGGUAAAUUUUCUCUCAUCGAUUUGGCUGGAAAUGAAAGAGGAGCUGAUACUUCCAGUGCGGACAGGCAAACUAGGCUUGAAGGUGCUGAAAUUAAUAAAAGCCUUUUAGCACUCAAGGAGUGCAUUAGAGCCUUAGGUAGAAAUAAACCUCAUACUCCUUUCCGAGCAAGUAAACUCACUCAGGUGUUAAGAGAUUCAUUCAUUGGUGAAAACUCUCGUACCUGCAUGAUUGCCACAAUCUCUCCAGGAAUGGCAUCCUGUGAAAAUACUCUUAAUACAUUAAGAUAUGCAAAUAGAGUAAAGGAGUUUGGAAUUAGUCCAUCAGACAUUCCCUUCUCACAGGGUAGUGGCAGUCGCCCAGAUCUCUCUCCUUCUUAUGAGUAUGACGACUUUUCUCCUUCAAUUACCAGAGUGAAAGAACUGACUGUAGAUCCAACAGCUGCUGGUGAUGUUCGUCCAAUAAUUCACCAUCCACCAAACCAAAUUGAAGACUUAGAGACACAGUGGGGUGUGGGGAGUUCCCCUCAAAGAGAUGAUCUAAAACUUCUUUGUGAACAAAAUGAGGAAGAGGUUUCUCCACAAUUGUUUACUUUCCACGAAGCUGUCUCACAAAUGGUAGAAAUGGAAGAACAAGUUGUAGAAGAUCAUAGGGCCGUGUUCCAGGAAUCUAUUCGAUGGUUAGAAGAUGAAAAGGCUCUCCUAGAGAUGACUGAAGAAGUAGACUAUGAUGUUGAUUCAUACGCUACACAACUUGAAGCUAUUCUUGAGCAAAAAAUAGACAUUUUAACUGAGCUGCGGGAUAAAGUGAAAUCUUUUCGUGCAGCCCUACAAGAAGAAGAACAAGCCAGCAAGCAAAUCAACCCGAAGAGACCCCGUGCCCUUUAAAUUGGUAUUGGCUGCUAAAGGAUCCCCAGAACCCUCACUACUGUAACAUACAAUGGUUCAGCUAUAAGGGCCAUUUGAAAGUUUGAAAUUUUAAGUGUCUGUGGAAAAUGUCUUGUCCUUCACCUGAAUGACAUUUCAAUUUUGUGAAACACUCCUUUGUCUACAAAAUGCUUCUGAGGAGGCACAACCAAGAAUUGGGAUUAGUGAAGCAUUUUGUUUCAUUUACCCAAAUAGUGAUUUACCUUUGGAGAUCCUUGCCAAUUUUAUUUUCUACAUGAUGAAGUAAGAUUGUGGACUUGAUCCAGAGGUGUGGACAGUAGGGAGAAGCCACAGCAUUUCCUUUUAACUUGGUUCAAUUUUCGUAGCAAGACUGAGCAGUUUUAAGUCCUUUGCGUGCAUGCAUACCUCAUCAGUGAUUGUACAUACCUUGCCCACUCCUAGAGAGAGCUGUGCUCACCUCUUCUUGCUUUGUGCCUUGACUAAGGCUAUUGACCCUAAAUUUCUGAAGCACAGCCAAGAUAAAUUACAUUCCUUAUUUGUCAUUGUAAAUUACCUUUAUUGUGUGUACAUUUUUACUGUAUUUGAGACAUUUUUUUGUGUGUGACUAGUUAAUUUUGCAGGAUGUGCCAUAUCAUUGAAUGGAACUAAAGUCUGUGACAGUGGACAUAGCUGCUGGACCAUUCCAUCUUAUAUGUAAAGAAAUCUGGAAUUAUGAUUUAAACCAUAAAACAUGUGAUUAUAAUUUUCUUAGCAUUUUCUUUGUAAAGAACUAAAAUAUAAACUAGUUGGUGUAUAAUAAAAAGUAAUGAAAUUCUGAGAAGAGUUUUAUCUUAGGAUAAUCCAUAUAUAUGCAGUGUGUGUGCCAGUGUGGUAUUAACAAGACUAAUAGUGCAAUUUGAUCCUUACCAAUACCAUUACUUAAGUUGAAGUGUUCAUUGGCACCCCACAAUAUACCUUUUUAAUGUACUGUUAAAGGAAAUUGGCUUCUGAUGCAUGAACAUUUACAUGUACAUUGAAAGUAGUCCAUAAUAGAAGUUAGUUUAAGCCAAGUGUAGACAGUACAUAACCCCCUUGAAAAAGAAGCUGAAAAAGAGUUGACUUUGCCUUAAAAGGCAGAUCUAACCCAAGUUCCAUCCAGUACCUGUUAUGUCAUGUUUCACCAUUUUUUGGUGAGAAACAUCAAAUUCUCACCAAGAGACUGGUGUAGGGUACGCUCCUUUUUAAAUGGCAGCACUUAUUUUUACAGAUUGCUACUCCAAGGAAGAAAACUGGCCACUUUUCAUGUAAAUAUUUUGUUAAAUUUUAUACAUCUCUCUCUAGGAGUUUCCCCUCAGUUCUCAGGGCAGAGUCCAGGAGUAGAUUAACAACAAAAAAUCUCCCAAGGAUAUCUUGUUCUGAUUUACUCUAGGGAACUACAAGCUCAUUCAUAUGAGCGAAAGGGAAGCUAUGAAUAGAGAAUUACAUGAGCCAGAUUCUCUGUUUCACUGUUCAUAAAACCCACAGGGUAGUUGUAAGAAAUCCUAACACCAUAAUGAAAACCUCUGUAAACUUGAAAUCUAAAACAAAUGUAGAUUUUCACAAUAUGCUUAUUAAUAAAUGAAAUCUAUGGAAUGAA
Molecule: messenger RNA, 2980 nt
Organism: Galeopterus variegatus (Sunda flying lemur)
Lineage: Eukaryota; Metazoa; Chordata; Mammalia; Dermoptera; Cynocephalidae
Gene: KIF2A
Product: kinesin heavy chain member 2A
Exons: 12
Biological process (GO): microtubule-based movement
Molecular function (GO): ATP binding; microtubule motor activity; microtubule binding
Source: RefSeq, a predicted model, not a curated record